AGUAGCGCCACGGAGCGCACAGACUCAUCCGAGGUGAGAGAGAGAGGGGGGAAAAAAGCACACCUGUUACUGAAGAAACGAAAGCAAAGUGGAAAAAAAGAGGACUGCGUCUUCCUCUACAUUGCUACACACCUGACUGCACCUACUCCACACAUCCCACUUUCCAGUGGGGACCAUGUGGGUUCUGGAUAAGAUCCGCGGGUCGGUGGAGAGUGGUGUUCUGCGACAGGGGGAGAACGGGGACAAGAAGGGUGGCACCCCGACCUACAGCAACGUCCUCACCCCCGACAGGAUCCCAGAUUUUUUCAUUCCUCCGAAGUUGGUGAGCUGCCCCCCAGAGCCCGAGAUCCCCGCCGUAAAGCCCAAAGAAGGCCUGCACCCGUCCACUUCUGAGCACACCAUCGGUAGUGGGAAGAUCAGCAGUCCGAGAAGCCCACGUUUGGUAGCCAAGAUCGCAGGAGACACCAAGAACUUGCUGAGAGCUGCAAACCGCCACAUUAUACAGAUAGAGAGUGCUGAUGAUGUGGUGGCUGGAGACACUAACGCAGACCCCCAGUCGCAGACUGCAAUGUCCCUGCCUUAUGUCCCCAAGACCCAGACGUCCUACGGGUUUGCUACCUUGAAGGAAAGCCCCCACACGCGCCGUAAAGAGUCGCUGUUCCACUGCGAGCUCACCAGUCCCAUCACCUCCCCAAAUACGCAGAGGAAGACUCCGGGCAGAAGCAGCGACACGGGAAACCACCUGAAUCCAGCUGACUUUAACACCUCUCACAUGAAUCCCUACCGAUACUUCAGCGGCGGAGAGAGCGACACCUGCUCCUCAGCCGAGUCCUCCCCUUUCAGCUCCCCUCUGCUCUCUCGCUCCGCGUCCCUGCUCAAGAUCUUCACCCAUGAGACGCAGGCCAAAGUGGUGAAAGCCAAGCGGACUUUCGCGCGCCACAGCUCCCUCUCCACCGACGAGUGCAGCUCGGCCGAGCCCAGCCCCAACGUCCAGCGACGGCUCCACGUCCCCACCUAUCACGGCGGCGCUGGAGCUUCGGACCACGGCCUCCAUCAGGAGCACACCAUCAACCUGCACAAAGGCGGGACAGUGCGGAUCAGCGUCAACUACGACUCCAGCACCUCCCGCCUUCUCAUCCGCGUCCUGGCGGCGGAGAGUCUGUACGACAAGCACUUCGACAUGAAGAGCAUCAACUGCUGCGUGUCUGUCUAUCUGAACCCGGGCAAGCUGCAGAAGCAAAGGAGCAACAUCAUCAAGAACAGCCGCAACCCGGUCUUUAACGAGGACUUCUUCUUCGACUCCAUAAGUUCGACUCAGGUGAAGAGCCUCUCUGUGAAGUUCAAGGUGGUGAAUAAAGGCACCAGCCUCAAAAGGGACACCUUGCUGGGAGAGCGAGAGGUGCCUCUGGGGAAGUUGCUCUCAGGGGUUUAAAGCUCCAGGAACUGAAGGUCAAAGGGGGGCAAAGAGCGAGGAUACAGAUUAAGCUUAAAUUAGAUGUUUGCACUGGUUUCUAUGUUUUAUUUAUUCUAACAGUGACCAUAAAGACAGAGGGAGACGACAGGGAAGGACCUCCAAGAAUGAAAACCAAUCCCAUAAGGAACAUCAGCUUUAAUAAAUCUAAAUAAACACUAAGAGCACUAAAUAACCCAGAUGUAGCCGAUAUGUGGACACCUCAAGGAUUUAUCAUCCCAAGCUCUGCCUAACUCCCUCUCCCAUUAAUGAACACUCAUUAAACCAAGCUGGGCUGAACAGCAACGGUUGAAUUUGACACAUGAAAGGUUUUCUUUCUGGCCGGGUCUCCCAGCCAGCUCCGGUUCAAAGGUUGGAGGACACCUGUGCUUCACUGCGCUCAUCUGUGCGUGCCACGGUUUUAUUAUUGUAAUGUGGCAGAAAUCCGCAGCAGCACUGGAUGCGAUUCCCCAUCUCACCAUGUGCUGCACGGGCACAGAGAUGCUUUUGUGAAACGGUGGGAGCUUUGAAGUGGCACUAGAGCCUGAUGUGCAAAUGACCCUUUGAUCCCAGUUGCCAGAGCAGCCCACAUUUACAUGCCCAUCAAAAAGUACAAUUAUAACACGAUUGAUCUUGUAAGAAACACUAAAGUCUAUGUUAUAACGAUACAAUUAAGGAUAACUGAACAUUACAGAACAUUUACAAAUGUGGGGAAACGAUGUCUGUAGAGUUUAUAACCACCCGUGUUUAAUCCUUUCCUUCAGCAUCAAACAUUUUAAAGAAAGCAUUUGUCGCUGUCUUUUUGACACGUCAUUGAACGAAACAGAGCAAAACCACCUGUAUUCUUACAAGCAUGCAAAAUAUGAAAAAUAGCCUAGGUGUAAACAAAUCAUUUCUCAUCUAUUUUGAUUGCAGAGCAACAUUCAGACACUAUCCAUGAAAAAAAUCUUAUGUUAGAAGCAGAUUUCUUCACCUUAAAAUAUUCCUAAAGCUUAAUUAUAGACAGAAAUGACUUGUUAAAAUGAGAUUUUUAUUAGUGAGCAGUAAUGUUUUUGGAUUUUAAUAUUUUUAAUAGCCCCCAGUCAUGUCUGUAACCGUAUGAAACACAGCUAUGAGUUAAUGAAAGUGGAGCAGCAAGGGAACCUGGUUGCAGUAUAUGAUGAGGCACUCCAGUUAAUAACAGUCCGUCAACAUGCAGUCAAGUCCAGUGUGGGCACCUUGAUUAAACAUCGACAUCGACUCCAAGACCAGUUGGUAAUUCUGAACUACAAGAUAAAAACGCAGGCAAAUACUCAAAUGGUCUUUCCCUCAUUUAAAAUUUCAUUCCAGGUCACUUCACUCUUCAUUGUUUACUCCAAAUCUCAACAGAUAUGAAAAAAAGUACUCAUUUUAAAUAUAGUAGCAUGUAAAGGACAUUUUCUAGUUUGAUUAUUACAAGUGAGUGUAAGGUUUACACUGGACAAAGUGCUGAUUUGCUGUUUGCAGCAGGACAAGAAAGUCGAACUUUUUAACUUUUUAAUUUUUAAAUUUAUGCAACAACACAGUACUGUCCAAUAGUCACCCCUCAUUUCUUUAUCCUUUUAAGGAAAAUGGGAAAUAAGUGCAGCGAUUUGUUAAAACAUACGUGGAAAAACAGUAUACGAGGCAAAAACUGAGAGUGUGCAAUUCUAAGGAGCUUAAAAGUCAAUAUUUGCUGUGAACACUUUAUAUUCAUCAACACAGCCGGAACUCUCAAAGGCAAGCUUUCUGCUAAUUUCUUUAAGUGGUCUUCAGGAAUAGUUCUCCAGGACAUUCAAAGCUCUUCUUUGGAUGUUGACUGAUCCCACUCUGCUUCAAUAAUUCUGAUCUGCACUCUGGAGAGGCCAACCCAUGACUGAUAGUACAGCUUAAUUUUCUACCCGAGUAUGCUUUCACUGCGUUGUUGGUGUGUUUGGGAUCACUGUCAUGUAGAAAAAUGAAGCUCUUGACGAUCAGAUGCUUUCCAGAUAGUACUGUACGGUGGAUUGAAACCUAGUGGUGAUUUUCUGUGUUCACAUUUCCAUCAUUUUUGACAAGAUCCUAGUUCAAAUGUAGCCCCGUAUCCGUACAUGCCCAGUAGGACAGUAUGCCUUUCAACUAAAAAAGAUGUGAGCAAACGAUGGUUUGUGUGAUCAGCUGCUAGUAACAAAGUACCAAAAUAUACUUAUUUAAAAUCGCUUCAUUUCUAAAUUGUCUUUUAUGUGUAGACACAUAGGUCAGUGGCUUAACAGAGUCUGAAAAUGGUCAGGUACAAGGACUGGACUGAAGAUGAGUGAAAAAGCUGCCGAAGGAAAACUGUUGCUCAAGGCCACCUUAAAAAUGACACGAAAGCCUGUCUCCUUGGGAGCAAAUGAAUAAAGAGAUGAAGGGUGGAUUUAGACGUUUGCACUGUACUGUACAUUUGCCUUGUUGGCAGUAGACAAACGAUCAUACCAUUGUGCAUUGUGUAACUUUAUUCAAUGUCUCAUUUGAGCAGAUUAGAAAACUUGUCACAGCAAGUACCAGCUGCACAGUGUGAACAUGGCGCUGGUCUUUGCAUGAUGUGUGCAAGGAUUAAUUAAACCCUAAAGCCUUACACUGUGGGUAUACGUGAGUGUGUGUGAGUGUGUGUUUUGAGCCUGAUUUCCUUUCUUUUUCCUUUUUUUGUCCAAAGUUGUUAAUUUUCUAUGUUGUAUUUUGUAAACUGAAUGCUUUGAAACGACUCUUCGAUGUAUGUUGGGUUUGUAUUGUGUAUAUACACUUGUCUGUGAAAUGCAAAUUAUGCACCAGCGAGGGAGAAGUGCUUAUGACAGACAUUUUCAGAUAUACAGUUUCAUCUUUAAUGAAGUCCGAUGGGGAGGAAGCAGACGAGUCAGGAAAGAGACGUCGAGAGAACAACCUUGUGUGCUUUAACGGGAGCAGCCGCCCCGCCUUCUGUUGCUGUUCUCUGUCGUCCUUCUGAAGAAUUAGAAGAAAUUGGAAGUGAUUGCAACCUCGAGUGCCCAGCAGAGGAGAGCGACUUCACAAAGAAAAUAAGUCAGAGACAUCAGACUGAUGCAAAUUACUGAGAGUUCCUCACACGUCCACCCAAAGCUUCGUUUAAUUAUACGAGAACCGCUCUCACCUGGUGU
Pundamilia nyererei is the source of this 4578-nucleotide messenger RNA. Its product is annotated as C2 calcium-dependent domain-containing protein 4C. The record is from RefSeq and is a predicted model, not a curated record. The coding region runs from base 176 to 1432 and encodes 418 amino acids. The transcript is spliced from 2 exons. NCBI's taxonomy places the organism in Eukaryota, Metazoa, Chordata, Actinopteri, Cichliformes, Cichlidae.